This is a messenger RNA of Amborella trichopoda, 3295 nucleotides long. Its product is annotated as pentatricopeptide repeat-containing protein At3g49170, chloroplastic. The record is from RefSeq and is a predicted model, not a curated record. NCBI's taxonomy places the organism in Eukaryota, Viridiplantae, Streptophyta, Magnoliopsida, Amborellales, Amborellaceae. Gene Ontology annotation, molecular function: RNA binding; protein binding. Gene Ontology annotation, biological process: RNA modification.
UACACUCACACUACUUUGUCUUGGUUGAAAUUCAUGACAUACAUAGGAAAGGUAUGCAUAUACUUAUCAGAAGUUAGAACCUUUGCUUGCACCCCAUAAUCUCUCUCUCUCAUAUAUAUUUAUCCGCCCUCAUUGCUGAACGGUUUAAAACAUAUGAUGUGAAUGUUACAUUUAGGGGUUUUAUUUUUGCCAUUAUAUAGGUGAAGUUGAGGUAAAUUUUUGCAUGACAGUGUCAUAGCGAAUACAUGGGUCAUGCAUGGUGUAUGAUUCUCUCUUGCUUCAAAGGGCCUGUUUGGAUUGCGGCUGUUGCUUCAUAGCAAAAAAUUUUUAGCUCAAGUUUUUAUGAAAAUUAAUUUUAGAGCGAUCAUGAAAUUUUCGAUCCGAAAGUACUUUGAGAAUUCAAGGUGAGGCUUUUACUUUGGAUUGUUAGAGCAUAGGUCAAUCAUUUUAUAAUUGCAGUAGGCUCUCUAAGCGUUCCCUCACGUACCAUGUUCAUGAAAACAUGGUACUCAAAGCCAACUUCACCAAAAAAUCCAUGGCAUCUCUCACCAUGGCCAUCUGCUAUCACGCUCGCAGUGGCCGCAUUCGCUUAGCUCGCGACCUCUUCGACGAAAUGCCAUACAAAGACGCCAUAGCCUGCAACUCCAUGAUCCAAGCUUAUGUUCAAAACGGGAAGCUUGAAGCUGCUCGCCAAUUGUUCGAAGAAAUGGUUCAAAGGACCUCUUCUUCUUAUAACACCAUGAUUACAGCUUAUUUGCACGAGAACAGAGCUCACAUUGCUCUGAAGCUCUUUUUUGUGAUGCCCGAGAAGGACCCAAUAAGCUGGACCUCCAUAAUUCAUGGGCUCUCGCUUAAUUCUCAUGUUUACAAUGCUUGGAAGGUGUUUGAGGAGAUGCCAGAGCAUAAUUCAGAGGCUUGGGCAGCCAUGAUUUCUGGGUUUGGACAGAACAAGCUUUAUAUGGAAGCUCUUUUAGCUUUUCGAGCAAUGUUAAUGGAGGGGACGAGCCCUAAUUCUCACUCUUUUGCUAGCUCAAUGGCUGCCUGUGCUGAUUUUACAGUGUUAUCAGUGGCUUUGCAACUCUAUGCUCAGGCAAUGAAGUGGGGUUUUUUGUCAAAUACCAAAGUCAGUAACUCUGCAAUAUCCAUGUUUGCUAAAUGUGGGAGCUUAGAAUUUGCUGAAAAGGCCUUUGGGGACAUGCAUGUACAAGACUUGGUCUCAUGGAAUUCUCUGAUAAUGGGUUGCACACAACAUGGCCAUGGCCGAGAAGCUCUGCAACUCUUCAAUAAAAUGGUGGCUUUUGGCCUGAAACCUGAUCGAAUAACUCUUCUUGGUGUGCUUUCAGGUUGUAGUCAUUGUGGGCUCAUUAAAGAAGGUUGGUAUUGCUUUCAUAGUAUGGAGAGGGCAUAUCGGUUGUCUCCAAAACCCGAGCAUUAUGCUUGUAUAGUCGAUAUGUUGGGUCGAGCUGGGCUCUUGAACGAGGCUAUGGAGUUUAUCAGAGAGAUGCCAUUUGAACCUGGAGUUGGAAUUUGGAGGGCUUUUCUUAAUGGAUGUCGGUUAUUUUCAAACAUCAAAAUGGGAGAGUUUGUUGGGAAGAGGCUCCUCGAGCUUAAACCCGACAAUCCCACUGCUUAUUUGCUCGUUUCGGAGAUGUAUGAAGCUUGUGGGAAGAGAGAGAGAGCUUUGGAAAUGAGGAGAAUGAUGAGAGAGAGAGAAACUGUGAAGGAGGUGGGGUUCAGUUGGAUUGAGAUAAGGGGAAAGGUGCACUCAUUUACUGUGAGAGAUGAGACCCAUGAAGAAUCAGAUGACAUAUACAAGAUUGUUAUAUUGUUGAAUGGAUUCACGAAAAGAUAUGGCAGUUUUACGUUGGCUGCCCUACCUAACACAACCCUCCUGCUUUAUCCGGGCGUGGGACUGUCAUGACCGGCUUGGGACUGUCAUGACCGGCUUGGGACUAGGCAUGUCUACUAAGUUUUGUUGUUGGAUUUGUGUGGCACUUGGAGAUGGUUGCUAAUUUGGUAAAUGACUCAAAACAUUGCAAAAGCAUAGGUUCUUAGGAUUGGAUCACUUUUGUUAGUGAUCAAGUGGGUUUUACAUAAACUUGUAUAUGUAGCACAUUGUUUGAAUUGGAGAUGGAAAAUUCUAUCACAGACGGUUAUAUACGACUAUAUAUUAACAUUUCUAAUCAGAUUUUCGAUGUAACUGCUAAAUUUUUUACAUAGCUGGUAAUUGCAAGAAAGGGGUGAUCAGGAGAAAAGAACUAACGCGGAGAUUCACAAUGAAGUAACGCGGAGAUUCACAAUGCAAUGAGAAACAACAACUUCAGAGACCUCAAAAAUUGAAGAAAGGAGAAGGAAAACUUGCUUCACACUCAUAGGCAAAGGAGUGCUAAAAAGGUUCAGUAAGAUUCAAAGAACCACUGGAGUGCUUUUGAUUUUGGUUUGUGGCGGCUUCCUGAUACUAUGGCACUUCCCGCACUUGAUUUCGGGAAGUGGUACACUAGUUGGGAAACCUUCAUUUCCCGUGGCUUCCGAAAUAGCAUUAAGAAAGGGCAAGUGGCGGCUUCCAUGGCCCCCAUUCAAGCCGCAACUUUGGAACUUCAAGAAGACGCAGCCCACAAGAUUAAAUGCACCCUGACAGGAGCAAAUGGCAAACAAAACUGGGUUGCAAGAUAGACUAAAGAAGCAAAAGAGGACAGUUGGUGUUUUUAUUAAGCAAAUGAGUGUGAAAACAAGACAAGAUUCUGGCUUAGUGGGAUUCAAAGUCCCAUAAAAGACAAAGAUAAGUAAAUUGGGUUAGAAUCAUCAACCUCUUUUGAAAAAAUUUAGAAACACUAUGAAUCUAAGCAUGAGAGUGAGGAAGAGUAUGUGGAUGAAAUAGAAUUCAAGAUGACAUUGAAAAGAAUGGCAUUUUCCGAUAAGCCUCUUUCAAUAUGGCUCUUAGUGAGGUCUUCUCUCAUGAAAUCAAGGGGAAAAACACUAGGUAAUGAUGGUAAAACUUCGUUCGGUGGCUGUUUUUUAAAGAAAAUGCAAUAAUGUUUAGUGGCUGUUUUGGUAGAUUUUCUGUAAGAAAAUUAUGUAUAGGAAUAGUUUUAUUAGAGUGCCAAAGGGGUCCAGGUCUUGACCCUCUCACCCAACUGACCCUCUGACCCAACCUGGGCCCAGGUCUUAACUGUAUCCUUGGACCCUGCGCAUUGGGUCUAUGUCAAACAAACUUGGAUGCAGCUGAGUCUGGGUCUAAGUCUGAGUUUAUCUAGGUCAGACCUACCAAAUCUGGUUUUAGGUGUGGACCCCAACC